UGAAUAUUAGUAUGACAAUAAAGUGUGUACAUGUUUACCCUCAAGAUAGUAAAUAUUACACUUUACCUUACAUAAAAGUAUUUUUUCCCAACGAAAAGAACGGAUACAUAUUUGUGCUGAAUAUUUCACAGAAGGAUGAAAAAGAAUCUGUGGUAAAAGGUGAUAUUUCCUAAUGUCUCCCUCAGUUAAAAUUUUGGAUGUUUUUAAAUAAAUCACUGCAAUUCUUCAGACAACAAAAAAGGACGACAUUUUACAUUAGGUGUGAAGGUGAAAUAUUUAUCUUCUGUGCAUGCUUUAUCUGAUACAUGGACGUGUUGAGGAAAAUGGAGGAAAAAGACAGGGAAUUUAAAACAAAAGGAAACGAUGUAAAAAAGACAUUUUCAAAUAUUGAUAAAAAGCAGCAACAAUUUAACAGUGCGAAGACUGCACCGGAUUCAGAAGUUCCUACUUGGGUUUCCCUGAUGUGUAGCAGAAGAAACUGCUGUGGAACUGAAAGCAAUUUCAGAUCGAUUGAUUCCAACUCCCUAGGAAUAGACAGUACUUUCGGUGAGCCUGGAAGCCCUUCAGACGUUUCAUCGUUAGGUUCCAAUAAUGGCAGAGGAUUCCGAGAAAAUUAUAAAUCAAAGCGAGGCAGAAUGGCAGUACUGUUUAUAAUUUUAUUAAUUUUGAUCGCUUUCAUCGCUACAGCAGUUGGAGUAACAAUAAGCUACGUCUAUAAUCGAGAUAUAGUAAGACUCCAUGUGGAUUUCAGUGUUGAUAAUUACAACAAAACACUCUUACACAAGAGACAACAGGAAGCGGAAGCAGCUGAAUUUUGUAGAAAGGUGAAGGAUGCGUUUCGUUCAGAAGGACUUGAGCAUCAUUUUAUGGAUUGUAAAUGUGUCGACACCAGGCCAACAAUAAGCGAAGUGAAAUUGUCCUUUGUCCUUGAAUUCACUGAUAACAAACAGAAAGACAAUAUAGACGAAAUCAAACGUAUCGUCGUAAGUGUUGUCAAGGAAAGGAAGAGGGACAAAGAAUUUAGAUCAUUGUAUCCCCAGGAGUCUUAUCCAGCAGUAGACAAUAGAGGGCCUGUUGAGUUGGGAGAAAAGAAAUCUAAAAACGAAGAAACCACACAAUCGUCAAUAUUUCUGAAAACAACUCCAGCUGUUAUAAAAUCCACAACACAAAGAAAUCGACAGAUAUUUUCAAAAAGAAGUUCAACUACACCAGGUUUCAAAACAACAGUUAGAAGCAAUGUCAAGAGUACUGAGAAAGUGAAAGUCCAGACAACAACCGUGAGAACAUCAACUUCGUCAACAACACCGGGUAUGAAUGCGUGGGACAGAAUUCUAUCCAAGUUGAACCUCACUGGAAGAAGAUAAACGGUCUACAGAACUGAUUCAAUUGUUCUCUUUAGAAAACUCGAUCAUUGCAGCAGGUCACUUCUUUGGCCUCCUUGUGUAUAAAUUGUGAUUUUGUUUGUUUGAUCAGAGCUUCCUUGCGGUGCUGUCUCUAUAUCAGCUUACAAAUAAACAGACAUUAGUUCCUUGAGAACAGGAAGUUACAUGUUUAAUUAAAAGUUUUUCUUUAAAUGUCUGUAUAUAUUGCUUAUUAAAAAUUUCAUACUGUAAGGUCUUUA
Molecule: messenger RNA, 1621 nt
Organism: Saccostrea cuccullata (small rock oyster)
Lineage: Eukaryota; Metazoa; Mollusca; Bivalvia; Ostreida; Ostreidae
Exons: 6
Coding region: 306-1364 (352 amino acids)
Source: RefSeq, a predicted model, not a curated record